Molecule: messenger RNA, 615 nt
Organism: Contarinia nasturtii (swede midge)
Lineage: Eukaryota; Metazoa; Arthropoda; Insecta; Diptera; Cecidomyiidae
Product: ejaculatory bulb-specific protein 3-like
Exons: 2
Coding region: 159-551 (130 amino acids)
Source: RefSeq, a predicted model, not a curated record
CCGUCGUUUAUCAACAGUUCAUUCCUAAAUGAAACUGAGUUAACACGUUGUACCACUUGUUAACACGAUCUGUUUUGCUAAAAAAAAAAACGAAACCAUCCGAGAACAAAAACUUUUUUUUCUUUCCAAUUUUUAAUUUAGUUUAUUGCCUAUACACGAUGAAAUACACUUUGAUUGCUAUUUUGGUGACAUUGGCUGUUGUUGCCGCUAAGCCAGCCGCAGAAACGACUUAUACAUCACGUUUCGAUAAUAUUGACCUCGAUAAAAUUUUGAAUACAAAACGUUUGUUCGACAACUAUUUCAAAUGUUUGAUGGACCAAGGAAAAUGCACACCAGAUGGCAAAGAAUUGAAAAAAUUAUUACCAGACGCAUUGAAAACCAACUGCGCAAAAUGCACACCAAAACAACAGGAAGGAACUGAUCGCGUUCUUCGUUUCAUGAUUAAUCAUAAACCAGAAGAAUGGAAACAAUUGAAAGCAAAAUAUGAUCCAGAAGACGAAUUUGUGAAAAAAUACCGAGAAGCUGCUAAAGCACGUGGCAUCGAAAUCUAAACAAUUUUUUUUUUUGAAGUAAAUAGUUAACAAAUACAUCACACAAAACACACACACAAACAUA